ACCCGCUGCAAGUUGAUUUUAACCCAUUUUAGACCACAACCAACAGCUCCAGAUAGCGCGCCAAGCAUGGGAAUUAAAGGUCUGAUGAAGCUGCUGCAGGAGGAGGCUCCGUCCUGCAUCAAGGAGGUGGAGAAGAUGUCGGCGCUGGCGGGACACGCUGUGGCCAUCGAUGCUAGUAUGGCGUUGUACCAAUUUCUCAUCGCCAUUCGCUCUGCCGAUGGUGGAGGUCCCUCCCAGGCAUUGACGAAUGCAGACGGCGAGGUGACGUCCCACUUGCAGGGCAUGUUCAGCCGCACUAUCCGUAUGAUGGAGAACGGUCUUAAACCCGUGUACGUGUUCGACGGCAAGCCACCAGUCAUGAAGAGCGGCGAACUAGCAAAGCGUAGUGACCGUCGCCAGGAGGCACAGAAGGCGCUUGAGGAGGCUACGGAGAAGGGCAACGCCGAGGAUAUUGACCGCUUCAAUAAGCGUCUGGUGCGUGCCACACCGCAGCAUAACGAAGAUUGCAAGGAACUGCUAAGACUCAUGGGUGUACCGCACAUCACGGCCCCUUGCGAGGCUGAAGCUUCGUGUGCUGCGCUUGCCAAGGGCGGACGCGUUUAUGCUGCCGGCACGGAGGAUAUGGACGCUCUGACAUUCGGUGUGCCCGUGCUGUACCGUCGUCUGACAGUGUCACCGGCUAAGAAGAUCCCGAUCCUGGAGAUCCGCCUGGAGCGUGCGCUGCAGGAGCUUGAGCUGACGCAGGAGCAGUUCGUGGACCUGUGCAUUUUGUGUGGAUGCGACUACUGUGACUCAAUUCGCGGUGUGGGUCCCAAGAAGGCGUUCGCUGGUAUCAAGGAGCACAAGAACAUCGAGAACUUCCUUGAGGCUCUGCAGAAGAACAAGAGCAAGGGUGUGGUUAUUCCGGACGAGUGGCUGGGAGAAAAUCCCAUCUACAAGAACGCACGCGAUAUGUUCAUUCAGCCCGAAGUUGUGGAUGCCAAGGAGACGGAGAUCAAGUGGCGCGACCCACAGGAGACCGAACUGCUGGACUUCCUGGUCAAAAAGCACGGAUUCCAGGAGGACCGAGUGCUUUCAGCCAUCACGCGAUUGAAAAAGUCUAAGAGCACCCAGUCACAGAAGCGACUCGACAGCUUCUUCACGGUUCUGCCGAGCGCUGGUGGCGCUAAGAAGCGUAAGGCACCUGUAGCUGCCAAGGGCGGUAAGAAGGGUGCUGCUGCGAAGAAGGGCAAGAAAUAAGGAACCAUACUAUUUGAGCCAACUUCAGUGGACAUUUUCUCAUCAAACUAGCUACAAAUCCUUGCCUUAUACAUUACUGUCUGGGACUGGUUCACUACAUCACGACAGUCCCGCUUCCUACAACUAUGUCAGAAAUUAAAUACUUAUCGGCACGGCUUAUACAAUAGAGGCAACAUUGAAGCGCCUCGAUUCUGGGCGUCUUCUUCCCGUUU
Phytophthora nicotianae INRA-310 is the source of this 1451-nucleotide messenger RNA. RefSeq names its product flap endonuclease 1. The record is from RefSeq and is a predicted model, not a curated record. Lineage: Eukaryota; Oomycota; Peronosporomycetes; Peronosporales; Peronosporaceae. The transcript has a single exon. Gene Ontology annotation, molecular function: DNA binding; 5'-3' exonuclease activity; 5'-flap endonuclease activity. Bases 67 to 1239 code for a protein of 390 amino acids.